Ectocarpus siliculosus is the source of this 2154-nucleotide messenger RNA. NCBI's taxonomy places the organism in Eukaryota, Phaeophyceae, Ectocarpales, Ectocarpaceae. The record is from the annotation of a GenBank genome assembly.
AUGUUGGCGGGACGCAAUGGUGCCGAUGUCGACGAGUUCGACAACCAGCUCAAUGAUCCCGGGCAGUACGACAACCCUCAGGACCCGGCGAGCCUCUCGGUGGUGGAGCACCUCCGCGCGCUGUCGAUCCGCGGCAAGUUGACCCUCCUGUACGUCGCCGGGGUGAUCGUGUUCGUGCUGUGGGCGCUCGACUGGGUGAUCGCGUUUGCGUGCAUGGCGUCGUUCCUCGUGUCGGCCGCGCCCUUGUUCGUCUGGUGGAGCCGGAUCCGCUUCAGCUGCCCGCUCGACCUGGUGGUGAGGAGCUUCGGCCUGGGCAUCUUCGCCAUGGUCUGGGUCGUGUACAUGCUCUUCCGCCUGUGCAGCACCGGGCUGAUGGGGAGGCUCUUGUACAUGAUGUUCGGGAGGCUCGUCGGCGUUGUGGUUUUGGUCAUCCUCGUCGGGUUGGAGGAGAUGGUCAAGGUUGUCUUCGCUCGGUGGAGCAAGCGAGACGUGGCCAUCGGGCGGGAAACAAAGGCGCACCAGAUCGCCGCGACAGCUACCUCCGUCGGGUACUCGGUCGGGUUCUCUUUCUUCAUGAUAAUCGUGCUGGACCUCGAGGUCGACCUCUUGCUGGGGAUCCAGGCGGACUCGUCCGCCGACAUGAUCGUCGCGCUGCUGGCGCUCCUCAUCACCACCAUGUUCGGCACGCCGAUGCACGUCCUGAGCGGCUACCUGGUCGGGCUGGAGGUGACCCGCCAGACUCACUUCAUGAAGGUAGCCCUGUACACGUUCCUCAUCAGAUCACUCUUCAUGGUGAACAUCUUCCUGUGGGUCUUUCUGUUCGGGACGUGGCAGCCCAUCAUGGCCGGCCUCUUGCUGACGAACGUGUUGAUAUGCUGUGCCAUGGUGCACCGCAUCAAGAAAGUGGAGGCCACCCUGCCCGUGGAGUAUCUUCAGCGCGUGGGGUACCUCCAGGCUUUCGGUUACGGAGUUCUUCCUGGCGGGGAUGUAGACGAGGUAGAAAUCCCGAGCAACGUCGACGUAAACACUCUGGUCUAGGAGUAGGAGGACAAGUAUGGCGGUGUCGAUCAGCUGGGACGCGGUGGUAACGCCAGCGGAGAGCAAAAGGAGCUUUGGGCGAGAGCCACGAGGAACGUCUGCUGCUGCUACUGUUGUUGGCGGUGAUUACUUCCACCGGGGUUUGGGCGCGAUGGGGUGAAGGGAAACGGUGCAUGCAGAGAACGAGAAACCGUUGUUUCUUCGCGAGCGGUGGAGGUGGAAGACCUCUCUCUUGUUGGGAAUGGAAGGGAUGGUGGAAAGGGGGGGGCAGCGGGAGAGGGAUGGUUCCUUCGUGGGAACGAACUAAGCUGCUUGGCCGAUGGCCUGCUGUGAUGAAAGAGCAGGGCAACGCCCCUCUUUCCUGGACGGUUGGUCGUAGAAACGGUCGCCGGAAAAGGAGGCGACCGGCAGGGAGGGGGAGGGGGGGGGCGGACAGGGUGGUCUGAAGCUCUCAACCACACGAUCCUCUGUAAGUCGUCUUGUGAACGUCCGUUGGAAACCGCCGCGAGAGUGUUUGGAGGCUUAUCAUCAAGACCACAUUGGAGGUAGCACUAGAUAGAUUUGUCCCGUGUGUGUCUGUAGUUUCUGGUAGAAAGUCGAACCGCCCCCGGUGAGAUCAGCUCCGAUCUUGUUCCGCCCCGUUUUCUCAGCGUUGCUUGUCUCGUCGGCAACGACAGGAACGCCGCGUGAGAUCGAUUGGUUGGUUACCGGGCGAACAGCAAACCCCCGGCGUAAGUCAUUCGUACGGGUGUAAGCACGCCUACUGUACCGUUGUGGCUUUGAUUUGUUGUCUUGCCACGGGAUGCUGGACCGGCUGCUCGGACCUGUCUGAAGGCUGAAACUGACAGCCGUAGAGGGUAACCGGGGGGAGUUCACGGAGUUUUGGAUGCCGGGGAGGAAGCAAACGGUCUGACUUUUCUUAUGUCGGUCGCUCUUUCUCUCUCUCCCGUCAUGUAUCUCUUUCUUGCGUAGCAUUGGAUGCCCCCCGCACCGCCCCCCGUGUUUGUAUUCGUUUUCGAUUUUUUGUUAGUAUUUCCUACGAUUCGCAGCCGUUCUUCAGAGUGUUGUUUGACGUCGAUGGACCGACAGACGGCAGUAAGAGAACACGAACCUCAG